Messenger RNA from Falco peregrinus (peregrine falcon), 947 nucleotides. RefSeq names its product chromosome 2 C12orf43 homolog (gene C2H12orf43). NCBI's taxonomy places the organism in Eukaryota, Metazoa, Chordata, Aves, Falconiformes, Falconidae. The transcript is spliced from 6 exons. The record is from RefSeq and is a predicted model, not a curated record. The coding region runs from base 182 to 802 and encodes 206 amino acids. Gene Ontology annotation, biological process: Wnt signaling pathway; Spemann organizer formation; negative regulation of Wnt signaling pathway.
GCCAGCUAGGCUCUGUUCUCCCGCCUGUCUGGGCCGGGCACCUCCGCAGCUUCUCCUGCCCUGGGGGAGCGGUGGGCAGGCGGGGGCACUGCUCUGUCGCGGUGCCGGAGCCGCCGGCGCCCAGGGAACCGGUGGCGGGUCUCUGGGAGGGGGCUCGGCACGGCACGGCCCUGCCGGCGAUAUGCGGCCUCCUGCUGGGCCCGAGCCCCUUCCCGGGCAGGUCGCUGCUACAGCAUGGCCGGGGGAAGGUUUACCUUCCCGCCCACAGCUGCUUUCCCCAGUGAAUGGGCAUGGUUUGCCUUCCAGGCAUGACUCUUUAUCCUAUAAAGUCACAUGUGCCAGAAGGGAGCUUAAAGGGGUUCUGGUCACAGGUCUUUUAAACUUGCCUUUGCUUCUUUCUCUGUCAGGUGGCUUUAAAAAGGAUCGGUUGCAGCCAGCACAGCCUAGCCUAAGACGUGAGGUGAAUGGUCAUGAUGAGGACGGAAAUGAGCUACAGACGACACCAGAGUUCAGAGCACAUGUUGCGAAGAAACUGGGAGCAAUGCUAGACAGUUUCAUCACUGUCUCCAAGGGCUCAUCAGAACCUUCACAAGCUUCUGUGGAACAGUCUGACUCUGCAGAUGAUGGUUUUCGCCUCUUCUCUUCCUCUGUCCCAGGAGACACUGGGAAAUCAGAGCCUUGUGCUGCAGCAAGGAGGAGACAGCCAUCUAGCUCCAGUGCUGGGGUACUAGAAAUGUUUGUGGUAGAUGCCUUUUCCCCUCCUACUAUGCGUAAAGAACACAGUGGCCUUCAAACUGGUUAAAUGCUAACUUGACAUGGACAGUGACCAAGAGUGGCAAAGGUACCAGGAGGCUGCUGUGUCAGCUGCAGACAUUCUGAAGCAAAGUGCUUUUCCUGCACUGUCCCAGGAUUCCAGCCAGGAUCAGUGUCAGGGCUGUGUAGAGCAC